Messenger RNA from Rangifer tarandus platyrhynchus (Svalbard reindeer), 1968 nucleotides. The record is from the annotation of a GenBank genome assembly. NCBI's taxonomy places the organism in Eukaryota, Metazoa, Chordata, Mammalia, Artiodactyla, Cervidae.
AUGGACGACAAUAUGGACACAAAAUCCAUUCUAGAAGAACUUCUCCUCAAAAGGUCACAGCAAAAGAAGAAAAUGUCACCCAAUAAUUACAAAGAGAGGCUUUUUGUUUUAACCAAAACACACCUCUCCUACUAUGAAUAUGACAAAAUGAAAAGAGGCAGCAGAAAAGGAUCGAUUGAGAUUAAGAAAAUCAGAUGUGUGGAGAAAGUUAAUCUUGAGGAGCAGACCCCUGUGGAGAGACAGUACCCAUUUCAGAUUGUCUAUAAAGAUGGGCUUCUCUAUGUGUAUGCAUCAAAUGAAGAGAGCCGAAGUCAGUGGUUGAAAGCACUACAAAAAGAGAUAAGGGGCAACCCCCACCUGCUGAUCAAGUACCACAGUGGGUUCUUCGUGGACGGGAAGUUCCUGUGCUGCCAGCAGAGCUGCAAAGCGGCCCCAGGAUGUGCUCUCUGGGAAGCAUAUGCUGAUCUGCACACUGCACCCAAAGAAGAAAAACACAUGGUUCCCAUCUUCCCAGACAGAGUGCUGAAGAUUCCUAGAGCAGUUCCUAUUCUCAAAGUAGAUGAACCAUCUUCAAGUACCACUCUAGCCCAGUAUGACAGUGAUUCCAAGAAAAACUAUGGCUCCCAGUCAAACAUCAACAUGAAGUAUAUUCCAAAAGACGACUUCCCUGACUGGUGGCAAGUAAGAAAACUGAAGAGCAGUGAAGAUUUGGCAUGCAGUAAUCAAAGGGAAAGAAAUGUGGUAAAUCACAACACCUCAAAGAUGUCAUGGGGCUCCCCUGAGUCAAGUUCAUCUGAAGAAGAGGAAAACCUUGAUGAUUAUGACUGGUUUGCAGGUAACAUCUCCAGGUCACAAUCAGAGCAGUUACUGAGACAAAAGGGGAAAGAAGGAGCAUUUAUGGUUAGAAACUCCAGCCAGGCGGGAAUGUACACAGUGUCCUUGUUUAGUAAGGCUAUGAAUGAUAAAAAAGGAACUGUCAAACAUUACCAUGUGCAUACAAAUGCUGAAAACAAAUUGUACCUGGCAGAAAACUACUGUUUUGAUUCCAUUCCAAAGCUUAUUCACUAUCAUCAACACAAUUCAGCAGGCAUGAUCACACGGCUCCGCCACCCUGUGUCGACCAAGGCCAAUAAGGUUCCCAUCUCUGUGUCCUUGGGAAGCGGAAUCUGGGAACUGAAACGUGAAGAGAUUACCCUGUUGAAGGAGCUGGGAAGUGGCCAAUUUGGAGUGGUCCAUCUGGGCAAGUGGAAGGGGCAGUAUGAUGUUGCUGUUAAGAUGAUCAAGGAGGGCUCCAUGUCAGAAGAUGAAUUCUUCCAGGAGGCCCAGACCAUGAUGAAACUCAACCAUCCCAAGCUGGUGAAAUUCUACGGAGUGUGUUCAAAGAGAUACCCUAUAUACAUAGUGACUGAAUAUAUAACCAAUGGCUGCUUACUGAGUUACCUGAAGAGUCAUGGAAAAAGACUUGAACCCUCCCAGCUCUUAGAAAUGUGCUAUGAUGUUUGUGAAGGCAUGGCCUUCUUGGAGAGCCACCAAUUCAUACAUCGGGACUUGGCUGCUCGGAACUGCUUGGUAGACAGUGAUCUCUCUGUGAAGGUUUCUGACUUUGGGAUGACGAGGUAUGUUCUUGAUGACCAGUAUGUCAGUUCCGUAGGAACAAAGUUUCCAGUCAAGUGGUCAGCCCCAGAGGUGUUUCACUACUUCAAAUACAGCAGCAAGUCAGACGUAUGGGCGUUCGGGAUCCUGAUGUGGGAAGUGUUCAGCCUGGGGAAGCAGCCCUACGACUUGUACGACAACUCGCAGGUGGUCGUGAAGGUCUCCCAGGGCCACCGGCUCUACCGGCCCCAGCUGGCGUCGGACACCGUCUACCACAUCAUGUACAGCUGCUGGCACGAGCUUCCAGAAAAGCGUCCCACAUUUCAGCAGCUCCUAUUGUCCAUUGAACCACUUCGGGAAAAAGACAAGCCUUGA